Molecule: messenger RNA, 1590 nt
Organism: Sparassis crispa
Lineage: Eukaryota; Fungi; Basidiomycota; Agaricomycetes; Polyporales; Sparassidaceae
Product: Thiol-specific monooxygenase
Exons: 2
Coding region: 1-1590 (529 amino acids)
Molecular function (GO): N,N-dimethylaniline monooxygenase activity; flavin adenine dinucleotide binding; NADP binding
Source: RefSeq, a predicted model, not a curated record
AUGGUCAACGUCGCCCAGUUCAUCCUUUCCUUCCUCCCGCUGGCCCUGUGGAAUGAGCCGCAUAUUCCCGCGCACGAACAUCCGGAGCACACGCCUGCCAAGUCUAUCGCCAUAGUUGGUGCAGGUAGUGGUGGCCUUGCCGCUCUCAGGACUAUCCUCAAUCUUCCUGAGGAUACUCGUGCAGGCUGGGAGAUUGUGCUCUACGAACAACAUAGGAAUGUUGGUGGUCUCUGGCUCCCAGACCCUCCAGGUUACGAUGCGCGUCCGCCAGAGCUGCCCGAGAGUCCGGUGUACCCACUGCUGCAUACCAACACGCCUCAUCCGACCAUGACCUAUCCGAACUUCACGUUUCGGCCCCUGACCCCAUUAUUUCCGUCCUGGGACUAUGUCGAGCAGUACCAUGUCGACUUUGCAGAGCAUUUCAAUCUGACCCCCUACAUCAAGCUCAACCACACAGUGGCAGAUGUGCAAUGGCGCGGAAACGCGAUCAAGGGCAAGUGGGACAUCGAGGUGCAUACGCGUGGUGAAGCUGGUGAACUGGACGUGGUGAAGAGGAAGUUCGACCAUCUCAUCGUUGCCAACGGACACAACCACUACCCGUAUAUACCCACCUGGAAUGGAACAGAGGGAUGGUUGGCGAACACACCGCCUGGGACGCCCAAGCGAGAGAUAUUACACUCCAUUUAUUACCGUGACCCCGAAAAAUACACUAAUCGCAGCGUCAUCAUUGUCGGUGCUGGGGCCAGUGCUCGAGAUGCAGCCCAGCAAGUUAGCCCACUCGCUCGUGAGGCAUACCAGUCGAUAAGCCCCAGCAGUGUUCCCGCCCCAGGCGCGUCUGUCGUUGUCAAGCCACGCAUCUUACAUUUCACGGACGACUCUAUCGUCUUCGUCGACGGUACGGUGUUGACUAGUGUCGACUCGCUCAUCCUUGGCACAGGCUAUGAGUUCCUCGUACCAUUCCUCAGCGCGUCACCGUCAUCCCCACUCAACGUCGACCCGCAGACGGCUGUGAAUUCAACGACCGCCCACAAACUCACGACCAACCUGCGCUACAUCUUCCCGCUGCACCGGCACAUCUUCAGCCUCUCGUCGAGCUACCCAUCCACGGCGCUCGCGUUCGUGGGGCUGCCGGUCCUCAUCGCGAAUUGCCCUUCCGAUAUCGCUCAGAGCCUCCUCAUCGCGCAUGCCCUAGCCAACUCGUCGUUACUGCCGACCCGUGAGGCGAUGCUCGACGAGCUGGUCCAGCACGAGGACAGCCUCCGUGUGCGCGGUCUCGACCCAUACUACGUCGGGCACCGUCUCGUCGGUGGAGACACGGAGGCGCAGGACUAUCAGGACAACUUGAUCGAGUACUUGAAGAAGGUCGGCGUGCUCCCAGAUGAUGGGAAGAAGUACGUCGAGCCGUGGAGGCGCUUGGGAAGGACGGAGUCGGAUCUGAUUAGACGCGGUUGGCAGAGGGUCCAGGAGCUGGGGGAGGACGCCAAAUGGCUGGACGGUGCGUUGACCGAGGAAGACUGGGCGGGUGUGCUGGUAAGGUUGGUGGAAUGGCAGCGAGAGUGGGAAAAUGAACAUGGCAUUAUUUGGAUGUAG